This is a messenger RNA of Colletotrichum fioriniae, 576 nucleotides long. RefSeq lists its product as uncharacterized. The record is from RefSeq and is a predicted model, not a curated record. Gene Ontology annotation, molecular function: protein binding. Lineage: Eukaryota; Fungi; Ascomycota; Sordariomycetes; Glomerellales; Glomerellaceae.
AUGUCACAGCCCAAAAACUGGCCCUCGGGUCUGCCAUACCUUUCGGCGCCGGCGCACUCCAAGCUCCUGAGCCCAGCACAACGACAAGCCAUUGCGCAGAAGCCACCAGAUGUGCCCGACAUCCCCGCGCAAGCCACCGUGCUCCCCAGCCCGCUUGUCAAGAUCACGCCCAUCACGGACGCGGGGCACCCAGCCCAGGGUCAGUGUGGGCUCUUUGCGACGCGGCACCUCAAGCCGGGGACGUUUGUCCUGCCGUACCUGGGCACGGUACAUUCCGGGGAGGCGCUGGAGGCCGAGAUGGAGAAGUCGGAUUACGACCUGUGGUUAGACCGGGAGGCCGAGGUAGCGGUAGACGCGGACAAGGGCGGGAACGAGGCGCGGUUCAUCAACGAUUAUCGGGGCGUCGGGGAGAGGCCGAAUGCGGAGUUUCGGGAGGUUUGGUGUCAGAGGUGGAGGCAGAAGUGUAUGGCUGUGUGGGUGCUUCCCGAGGGCAAGAAUGGACGGGGAAAGGGGGGUAUUGGGAAGGGGGAGGAGAUUUUAGGGUUUUGGGGGAGUCGGAGGAAUGAGGAGGUUUGA